GAAUUAACCGCCAUUUACAGUUAAACAUGCACAUAAAUGCAUUUAAACGAGUCGUAUCAUUAAGGACAGCCACCAUUUUAUAACGCCUGAGCGAUGCGAUAUUUUUCCCCACACUGGCUUCAGGAAAAACGAUCGUGUCAAUUUGACAUCGAUCCCACGUGACGCAGUGAUUUUAAUGAGCAGUCCGCGGACUAGAGAUGCAGUCCGCGAGGGAGGUAGCUAUCAAAUCAGUUUGCACGGAUACACACACAAUACAAGUUCAUUGACACGCCACGGCCGCAUUUUCUCCUUUCAAAGACGAUUUGUCUCCACAGUUAUGAUCAUCAUCCUAAUAACACGGAAGUAAAGCCGGUUGCAAAUCGGAUAUUAUGAACAAAACGAAGCAGAAAGCAAGGUGACUAAAGGAUAAAAAAUGCCGCUUCUACGCAACGCCGACAUACCCACAACAAAAGUCACGGACUCCAUAGCGACACGAUACUCAGUCGCCGUUAUUGGUUCGUGGGCCGCCGAGACAGCUACUUACCCGUUCGACUUAACAAAAACACGGCUUCAAAUACAAUCUGAAGUGGCGGCUGCUAAACAUGGAUAUAAGUUGGAAAAUCAUGGGAUGAUAAAAACAGCAGUUAGUAUCGCAAAGAAUGAGGGAGUCCUUAAACUGUGGACCGGUCUGAUGCCGAUGUUCCAACGUCACGCAAUAUACUCAGGCUCCAGGAUUAUUAUCUACGAGAAAUUCCGCAAUUGUUUCAAAGAUGAAAACGGGAAGGUGUCCUUGGGCGUGGCUUCUUUAGGGGGGCUGGUUGCUGGGUCCUUGGCGCAGCUGAUCGCAUCGCCGACGGACUUGGUGAAAGUACAGAUGCAGGCUGAAGGUCGGAGGCUAAUCCAGGGCAAGCCGCCACGGUUUGCAAACUGCCGACAGGCGUACGCGAUGCUCUAUGCGGAAUCCGGGAUCUUGGGCUUUUGGAGAGGAGCGGUGCCAAAUGUACAACGGGCGGCCUUGGUGAAUAUGGGAGACUUAGCGACGUACGACUACACUAAACAAUUCCUGAUGAGGGAAUUCGGGAUGGCUGAUAACGCUCUGCUGCAUGCCGCCGCCGCGUUCACAGCUGGCUUCGUAGCUGCUGUCCUCGGGAUGCCAGCGGAUGUACUCAAAACAAGACUCAUGAACCAGCCUGUGGGUCCAGACGGAAGAGGAACGCUAUAUCGUGGAAUGAUCGAUUGUCUGCAACAAUCUGUGAAGAACGAAGGCAUCUUUUCACUUUACAAAGGUUUCAUACCACUGUGGAUGCGGUUGGGUCCCUGGGCACUUAUCAACUGGAUAGUAUUUGAGAACAUCAUGUUAUCUAUAGGUGGACAGACGUUUUAGGUGAAAUUCUAUUCAUAAAUAACGUUUUUAUAACCUUUUCCAGAGUGGCGAUUGGCCUUUAUGAAAUUUUACAUCUGUCAGUAUACAAAUGCCGAACGUUUAAAUUAAUUAUUUAUAAGGCGUUGAAUAGCAUGUAUUGGUGAAAACAGUCAAUGUAAGGUUUUUUUUUGUGUAUGAUAAUGAAAUGGUGCACCCACCUGCGCUAACGGUUUACGCUGGCGGGGCACCAGUGGAGGAUGAUAAGAUGAGCAUGAGGUCAGGUCAGUUAGCCCAUCGUGACAAAUUCACCAAGAAUUCAUCACGAUGGUUUCCAGGGAGAACCACGUGGAGGUCGACCUAACAUGGUACAUUGCUAGCAAUGGGAGUUACUAGUUCCCAUUGCUAACAAUCCCCUUCCCCCCAGUCAAUGUAGGGUUUUUUUAGGGAUGAUAAUGGAGUGGUUCACCCGCUUGCGCUAACGGUUUGUAAAGAGCAUUCUUAGAACGAGAAUUGAUCUGAGUGUGUAAUAGUAGGAUUUGUGUUUACAGCUUGUAGACAAGGAGAGGCUUGAACCGUAAUCUUGUUUAAUAAAUGAAUGGUACAUGAUAAAAUCGAUCCGAAUAAUCCCAUACCAACAUAUAUAUAUAAUUGUUUUAAAAUGUCUCAACAUUUCACAAAUAGUGGGUAAGGAGAGCACGAAGUUUUUAUACCUAUUUUAUUUAAUUUUUGUACCAUUAUAAUGGAAUUUUUACAAAAUAUACACACAGACAUGAUAUUAUAAUAUAUUUAGACGUUGCAACUGCAAUUAAGUACUUUGGUUGUCAAUACUUGUUAGUAAAUAUACACAGCACUUGACUCAGAUUUAAUAUAUGUUAAAAAAUGUUUACUGGACAUUUUAGUGAUAGAGGGAGUUUACUGUUUUAAAACAUUUUCUGUAACACCAUGACGAGUGGAAGAUGGAGAGUUUAGCAUUAUCUGCUGUCAUAAAUUGAGGUAAAUGCUUUCUCUAUCUCUAUUUAUAUUCCUCUAGUAAUCAUAUUAUUAUAGGGACUAAUUUAUGUAGAUAACUUAUUCACUAUAAUUAUAAUUUUAAAUGAUCCGAGGUGAUAUUUAUUUAUACUUUUAUGGCGAAAUACUAGCAAACAAUUAACUAAUAAGAAUUUACGUUUUUAAAUGUUUUUAUUUUUUAGUAAAUCAUUACACUGCAAGUCUCAAUUGACUACGAUAAGUUAUAUAUUAAAAAAAAUUGUAGUGUGUGUGCUUUGCAAUAGGGAUUACUUUUUCUAUGAAAUAUCAUAUAAUGUGAUGACAUCGAUGCAGUGCCUAUAUUCCAAUAAGUUACUGUAUAAAGUUUGAUAAAUUAUCUUAAUUUUGUAUUUCUUUUCACAUUCGCUAGCUGUUCUAACAAUUUAGAAUAAGUAUAUCCUUUUAUAUGCAAGUACGAUAAUUUUUAUAUUUUUACAUUUUCCUGCUGUUUGUAAAACACUACUACACAUCACAGUACAUACUUAUUAUCUCUUUUAAUAUGCUAAUUAGGUCUAAACAUAGGUAAUCUUAGCAGAAUGCCCCAAAAAUACCAAUUUGCAUUAAGAUAUACUUACAAAAUGGUAGUAGUCAGUAGAAAAGACACAAAAAAAACUGUGAUUUGUUCCUCGUAAUUAUAAUAUAGAUGUUAAUAUUUUUUCUGUACAGUUGUUGUUACAAAUAUUAGAUACAUAGAUUGAAAUGUAUAUUGUUGCUGUGUAUUUUUUAGAUUUAUAAUACCCUGUUUAUAGUUGUAUUAUAAAAUUAUGUGAGAAAUGUGAUGUU
Molecule: messenger RNA, 3151 nt
Organism: Achroia grisella
Lineage: Eukaryota; Metazoa; Arthropoda; Insecta; Lepidoptera; Pyralidae
Gene: Ucp4A
Product: mitochondrial uncoupling protein 4
Exons: 8
Coding region: 413-1363 (316 amino acids)
Biological process (GO): response to cold
Source: RefSeq, a predicted model, not a curated record